GGCCUCAACUCUCAGGUCCAACUCCUCAAGCUCUGGCUCAUUAGGGUUCCGGGACAGCCACAAGUCUGAGAGACAGGGGACAGCCUACUCUCCCUUUGUCCUUCCAGGCACCACCCCAGCCACUUCCUUCCCAUACUCGGCAGCCAAUUCUCCUCAGAGGACUCUGAGCCCUUGACUGAAACCGACUCUUCCACCUUUCCUUGGAGUGAAUCAGGGUUCCCAGGGCCCUCAAGGAGUUCUCUCUGAGCUUCCCAGAGGUGGUGCACUCUGCUUUGAGCUAAGUUCAGGGCACCCUCGGGGCUGUGCAGAGGAUGGCAGAAGAGGACAGUAGAUCGAGCAGCUGGUCAACCACUGAGGAUGAGAGGGAAGAGGGGUCAGAUGACUAUAGGCCCAAGUUCAAGCUCUUCAAAGAAAAUAAGGUGGAAAUCGCAAGCGCCAUCACAAAGCCAUUUCCUUUCCUUAUGAGUCUUCGAGACCGUGGAUUCCUCUCUGAGCAGAAGUUCCAGAUUUCUAAAAAACAAUGCAAGAACCUGGAUGCAGUGAGAAAUGUGGUGUAUGACAUCCUCUGUGACCUGCAGAAGGACUUUAGCCUGCCGCUUCUGGAAGUGAUCUUUAGCCCAACGCAUCUGAAGGCCUACCCAGACUUACAGGAGACUCGAAAAAUCUUCCAAGAUGAUACCAUGGAGACUGGAAACAACACUACUCUAGGAAAAUCCCAGGAGAAGAGAGAUACCGUGGAGACUAGAAACAACACUACUGUAGGAAAAUCCCAGGAGAAGACAAAUUACAGAGGAGCUGGUGGCCAGGCAGCUGUCAGGAGAAGGCAAAGGAAAAGCAAUCCAGAAGGCUCUGUCAGGACUGUCAGGCGUAGGGCUCGAAGACUGAGCAGGAAUGAAGCUGUGCGAUUCAAGGCUGAGUUGCUUCCUGUGACGUGUGGGCGCACGAAGGGAGUGUUACACAAGGAUAAAUUCAAGCUAGGUAUCUCCAUGAGGUCCAUACAGAGUGAGAAUGGGGAAUGGUUCACCCCCUCUGAAUUUGAAAGCUUGGGAGGCUAUGAAAAAUCAAGGAACUGGCGAUUGAGUCUGCGAUGCUACGACAGAAGCCUGAAGUUCCUGAUGCAGAUCUUUUAUCUUUCAGAAAAAAUUUCUACCCAACCUUUCAAGAGCUUACAAGACCAACAAGGUGGAGAAUUCCUGAAUGUUCCAGGGGCUUCAGUUCAGCUUGGUCCCUGCUGCUGUCAGAGAUUACUCAAAUUGCCCACCUGCCAUCCUCCUAUUGAUCCGUCUGGACCUGCCGUUCAACGCAUCUGCUCACCCAUUCAUCUGGACCUAGUCCUGAAUUUGGGUUCUACAGCUGAACUCAACUCUACAGCUCACCCUGUCCUUGCAGCCAAAUUCUGCAACAGUAACUUGAGCAUCCGCCUGUCUCCAGCUCAUUUAUCUCACCCUCCACAGGCUCAUGCAUUUCUAACUGCAUCCCAACUCUGGCUUCUCAGGCCUUUGCCACCUUAACUCUUGGUAGCUAGUCUGUAAGAUAGAUAGAUAGAUAGAUAGAUAGAUAGAUAGAUAGAUAGAUAGAGGGAUAGUGGUAGAUACAGAUAAAUGUUACAUAUAUGUGUAAUGUGUCAUCUGAGAGUUAAUCAUUAACAUUGCAGUAAAGAACACCUGGUUCCUUUGGCCAGGGUUAUUAAGGAAAGUGGGGAUAUCUGACAUAUUGCUGCCAGUGAAAGUGCUGUAGCUUGUGAAUUUAUUAUUGUUCAAUAAAGUCUUAUGUUGUAGAAAGACAUAAA
This is a messenger RNA of Cricetulus griseus (Chinese hamster), 1789 nucleotides long. Lineage: Eukaryota; Metazoa; Chordata; Mammalia; Rodentia; Cricetidae. The record is from RefSeq and is a predicted model, not a curated record.